Schistosoma turkestanicum is the source of this 3593-nucleotide messenger RNA. The record is from the annotation of a GenBank genome assembly. Lineage: Eukaryota; Metazoa; Platyhelminthes; Trematoda; Strigeidida; Schistosomatidae.
AUGCGAACAAUAAUUAAACAGGAUAGUGAAGAAAUAGACGAUGUAUCUUGUGAUAAGUUGCAUUUGGAUAUAUGGGAUCACGAUGAAGAAACCAGUGUAUUAGAAGCAGUUCGAAGUUUAAAUGAAAUUCGUGGUGUCAAACAGUUAGGUCGUUACUUUAAACAAGUCAGUCAAUCUGCUCGUAAAAAUCAAACUGGCGAUGUAGAUGAUUUCUUGGGUUGUGUUACAAUCGAUAUAAAGGAUAUACCAUCUACAGGUUUAGAUAGUUGGUUCAAAUUGGAAGGUCGAUCAAAUCGAUCCAAAGUUCAAGGCUCAAUUCAUUUGGCGCUUAGUUUAAGUGCACAAAAUGAUGGGAAUAAAACUGAACAUGAUAAAACAGUGGCAAUUCAAGAACAUAUUCAAUUAUUUUAUUUAUUCUCUCUUCAUCAGUUAAAACAAGAAAAUAGUACUGGAAUGCCAUGGAAUGGGAAUAUAGUUGCGGAAGGUGAAAUUAUUCUCCAUCAACAUGCUAUUCUAAAUGGACUGACAGAAAUUCAAGUAGCUAUGUGUCAGUGGAUAGCAUUGGUUCGUUUAAAUUAUACCAGACCAUUAGAUCAGAUUGUUCUUUUGCAUGCGUUCAAACAUCUUAUAUCACUGUGGUCAGACAAACUGCUUACUAGAGAAGAGCUAAAUUAUUUAUCAGAUUCAUUUAAAAUAUUCACAGAACAUUCUUUAACCACGAUAUGUAAUCAUAAUUUGAUCUUUCUUGAUGCUCAGUCAAUUAAAGUAUUGGAUUUGAAUUAUUUACUUGAGUGUUUAUGCAUGUUGCAUAAUUCACGUCUGUAUCAAUUCAGUUCACCUUUUUCUAAUUCUUUACAAAAAGAAUUUAUCACAUCAUUUAAGAAAUUUGUUAUUGCACGAUAUGAGAAACACAAAACAACUGCCUUAGGAAAAUAUGAUGAAUCAGAUUUGGAACAUUAUGAAAUAACUCAAUUAAUAUUAUUCAUUAAAUUACUAAUUGUCGAUUUGGAAAAAUGUUGUGAAGUUUAUUCUUCGAUUAUUGAAAAAUAUCUAGAUUUGGAUCCCUUUACAAUUAUGUACAGAUUUUAUGUACAUGCUCUGCAUCAAGAUUACAUAAAAAUCAAUAUUCUACAAAACCUUACACUACCAAUAAUAAAUCAAGAAUUGGAAAUUAAAACUUCUUUAACAACUGGCAAACAAUAUUUGACAAAAUCCAUAGAACUGAAAUCAUUAUUUAUCCUUUAUUUAUUACUUAAAAAGUUUGAAAGUAUGUUUUGCAUGAAAUUGAAAUCUAGUGAAGCACAAAAAUUAAUUGAUUUUGACUGGUUUUCAUGGUUCCGACCAGUUAUUUCAUAUUGGAUUCAACAAUGUAAUUAUCAACUGUUAUCGAAUUUAGACAAGGGUAUACAAAAUGAUCAGCUUACUCCAUCCAAUGAACCGUUAAUCAAUUUUCUACCAAAUGAAAUUAACAAGGAAACAUAUUUUGGUUUGUAUUCAUUUUCAAGUUUAUCCAUCAUAAAUAAUAUGACAAGAUUCAUGUGUACAUGGAUGUUGAUCGAUUGGCCAGAUGAACAAACUAAGUAUAAUUAUAUUAUCGAAAUUGUUCAAAUUGCGUGUGAAGUUACCGUAUCCUAUGCAAAACAGCUGCAUGAAAAAUUACGUCUGCAAGGAUAUUGUGAUGAAGAAGGGCAGUUUGACAUUUCAACCUCACUCUCUAUUGGAUUAAACAAUUUGGAAUUGAUUUCAAAAUUUGUUCAAUGGAUUCUGAUAUUUUUAAAUAUACAAACUCCUUGGCCACCUGAUAAUAAAAAUAUCCUCUCCAAUAUUUCUAAUACUAACAACACCGGUAGUAGUUGUAGCACAAUAAUCAGCAAAACUAACCCUACUGAAUACAAAAAUGAUGGCAACAUUAGCAACGCUGCUGAUACUUUAAUUGCAAAGAGUAAAUCUACUGAUCAUCAUGAAGUUAAAAUUCCCUAUCAACAUUUAGAAACUUUAAAGUGUCUUCAGUAUAAAAGCUACUGUGAACUCAUUCGUGUAUUAAACAGAACAAUAUAUCGUAUGAAUGCUAAAAUGAGACCAGAAAUCAGAAAAAAUGUCUUUCAUUUAUGUUGGAGUCUACGAUCAACGCCAGUUGAUAAAGCUAUGCAUGAUUUAAUCGUUUAUUUGGAUUCAAAUAUCAAAACAUUAAAAACCAAUGUGUCUAGUAAUUUAUUACAUCGUUGUAUACUAUCAGUAUGGCAUGAAUGUCUUGAACAGUAUAUGGAACAGACAAUUAAAGAAGGUGAAAUUAAUUCAACAAACGUCGGUGGUCCUGGUGCAUUUUUACAAAUGAAGUCCCAUUUCGAUACAGAUAAUACUAGUCAACCGAUCAUUCCAUUGUCUACACAUGAAAUGCAUGAAUUAAUACCUAAUAUACCGAUGGAGAUAGACAAAAAUCAAAUUUUUCGAGCUAAAUACAUAUUGGAACGAUUGAAAAAAUCCUUAGAUAUACUACUUGAAUUUUUCCUUAAAAAUGGCGACGAUCAGAUAAGUAAAGUAAAUUUAGAAACAGAAGAAUAUCAUAAUGUGAAAUAUUUAAUUCAGUUAUAUAACAGCAGUACAGUAGAAGUUGUUGAACAAUAUUUCAUUGAAAAACUUAAUGAACAAGAAUUAUCCAGUUCUUCUUCAUAUGGUAAAUUAACAGUAAAGAUCGGUUAUCAACGAACAUCAUUAUAUGUAGAUGUACAACGAGCUACAAAUCUUGUACCGCUUGAUUCAAAUGGUUUAUCAGAUCCAUUCAUAAUUGUGGAAUUAUUGCCUAAGCAUAUAUUCUCGGAAACUCCGAAAUCAUCACGAACAAGAAUUGUUAAAAAUACAAUUGAUCCUGUGUUUGAUGAACAUUUUGAAUUUUCUGUUACUCCAGAAGAAUUGAAACAUCCAUCAGCAUGUAUAGCUUUCAUUGUCAUGGAUCAUGAUUUGAUAAUGUCGAACGAUUUUGAAGGAUGCGUAUUUAUUCGACCUUCAUUAUUAAAUAAAUCAUCAAACAAAAAAGACAUCAAUCCAGAGAAUUCGAAACUAGUUUUUUCAAACUCUCGAACACAAACUCAAUCUACCAAUGAAUACAAGCAAUUACAAUUAUGCUUACCGCUGAUUAGACCUAUCAGUAGAAAAUAUGGUGCAUUGGGUAUUUUGGGUCAACGUACCGAUUCCUAUGCUCAAGAGAUAUUUAAACGAUGGAAAACACUAGAAAACAGUGAACUAAAUCAAUAACAUAAAAAUAUUCAUAAAAUAAGACAGUCAUUUUAUCAAACUACUCUAAUCAAUUCAUUUCGUUAUUUCUUAAAAGGAUAUAAUACGAAUUUGCUAUUUUAAACAUUUACUUAUAUAACCAAAUUUGUUAUCUCUCUAUAUUUCUUCGUCACAGUUAUAUCACAUUGCUAUUAUUAUGACUAGUAUAUCUAUCAUAUAAUCGACGCUGUUUUUUUUCCUAAAAAAUAUCGGAUUCAAACGAACUGUUCAAGUUUUCACUAAUCGUAAUGUAUCAUAUAUCCACGUAAUUGUGUUUAUUCAUACACAUUAUGAACUUAUUGACAAAUUAAUAUAAAUAUUUU